ACCAUCUUUCUCCGAACCUCUGGAAUCCUCCAGCUCAUCUCCAAGUUUAUUCUGGGCUUGCAAGAAAUGCCGUUUCGACCACCACCUGAACAAGUCGUGGAAUUUAUGGUCAAGUCGAUGGGUUCAAAGUUUGUGAUGCGAGAUACCCUCAAGGAAAUGAGGGCUUAUCGGGACGAUACUAAAAAACGGAUUGAACUGCUCCAAACUGAAUCUGACGAACUGCGACUCCGUCUCGAGAAAUAUUGCACAAUUUACACCCCAUACGAGGCCCUCGACCCGGAAGAUUUCGCCCACUUGGCAUCCACUCAACCCGAUCAACCACCCUUCAUUAGUCCCAUGGACUUUAUCUUUCCACCCGAAAUGAGAGCAAUCUCACCCAUCCUGGGACCAGGGGAGGGUGACGAAGAGGAAGAGGAGGACGGAGAACAAGACAAGUUCGAGACCAUAACGGACGUCGUGGUUGAGCUGGUGGCACGAAACCGGGCAGCAGCGGCGUCCCAACAAGCGGGACAAGAACAGCUUCCAACUGAACCUCUGCCAACUCCACCCCCACAAAAUAAUGCGGAAGAAGUAGUAGCUAAACCGGAUGGUGAACUGGAGGAGUCCGAACCUGGUGGCAAGAAACUUCAGCAGUCUCUCGACGAGGCCAGCGCCAUGAUUCGGAGGCAAGUGUUGAUCUCGGCGCAGGAAAAGUACGGGCAAAUGGCGGUGAUUGAGAGGGAUGAUCUCGACAUAGAAGGACUUCUCCAGCACUUCAAGGCACUCGGUCCAAACAUGUUCGCGUCAAUUAAGAGCAGCAAGAUGAAGUUGACGAGUGCUAAAAGUAGGAAUCUUGACGAUUGUGCUAAUCUUCCUCUCGUGGAAAUUCCUAUGACCAGUGAGGAUAGAAUGAGGGGUCAAAUGGAAGGAAUGUUACAGGCGGGAGGUGCCAGUGAGCCUAAAAUGCCUCCUUUCGUCCUCACCCAAAUGCGAAAGUAUACACAAGGCACCACAAUUUUUAGGGAACCACAAGGACAAAUUAUUAAAUCGGGCGAAUGAGCGUCAAUCGUGCAUUAAUAUGUCUGAGAUAAUCCUGUAAAUUAGUGUAGUGUUAAUUUCAUCUGCCUGUCUAUCCGAGUGUGUCUAAUUUAAAUAGCUCUAUAUAUUAAAUAAUAGAAUUGAGUAUAAUAUACAAUCUGUUGCAUAUUUAUCAUUCAUUACCAAUAAAUUAGUGAUGCCAUAUUUUCUGAAGCCAAAUAGUUGAAACAAAGUCAUCAUUAUCACGAAAUUUUUACUGCGCUCGGUCAAAAUUUCUAAUCCACGGAAAACGAUGGUUUAUCUUUCUUAUCAAUAAUUCUUAUAAAGUUUUUUAAGUAAUAUUUAAGGAAUAUUAUUUAUUUUGACAUAAAUUGCGAGAUUAGGAAUCCGAUUUGGAAAAAAUGUAAUAAUUUAAUGAUGUUUAUACAAUUACAAGAUGAGACUCUUUCUCCCAUCAAAAAUUAUGAAAAUAAAAUCUAAUUGCAAAUAACAUGACAUUUUUAUUAUAAUUAUACAAAGACAUAAAAUACCAGUAAAAAAUGGUACCGAAAGCGGUGAUACAAAAAAUUCUGCAAUCUAUUUUUUUGUUAACUUGUGAUUCUGCCUCAUUCUGCCUCAUUCAUAUUUAGCAGUGUGUUUAUGGUAGUAAAUGUAAUUUUUUUGGUGAAUGUAAAAUUAAAUGUAAAAUGCAAAAUUAUAUGUAAGCGUUGCCAAGAAAAUUAGAUUCCGGAUAAGAAAUGGUUCAGAAAAUUUUAUUUCACUGUCGCACUCAGAACCCAACUCUAAUCAUUUUUGGUCCCAAUAAAAUUCACGUGAACACAACGACAACGCUUUAUUGCAAAUUUUGUAGGAUCAUGGAAGACUCGGAACCCCAAAAGUUUCGAAAGUUUGUUCGAUCUAUCGAAUUUUUCUUUGGACUUUUCAAAGCUUGUCAAUGGGGCGAGAUAUUCAUUCGAGUCGGAAUUUUCCUCCUCUUUGUAGUUCUCACCCACACGGCAAUGGUUUGGAUAAUUUACAAUUGGGUGAUUCCUUGGCUCCAAAACUGGUUCAUUGACAGGAUGCUUGACGACGUCCAAAGACGACUCGCAGACUUUGAAUGGAAUGGGAAAAAACUGUCAGAUUUCCAAAUUUAAUGGCGUCCGUGUGGGAAAAAUCAACGUCUCAAUCCAUCACUUUUUGAAAAUUAUAGAAAUAAAAUUUUACACGAUAAAAGCCAUAGUCUAAAUAAGCUCUGU
This is a messenger RNA of Folsomia candida, 2252 nucleotides long. RefSeq lists its product as uncharacterized. The transcript is spliced from 4 exons. The record is from RefSeq and is a predicted model, not a curated record. Bases 67 to 1038 code for a protein of 323 amino acids. Lineage: Eukaryota; Metazoa; Arthropoda; Collembola; Entomobryomorpha; Isotomidae.